AUGGCCGUCGACGCUGGUGAUGUGCCACUUAUGGCCAACGGCUCCAACAAGGGCACCGCUGUGCUGGGCAAGAUGCAUUUCCUGGCGCGCGAGGCCAAGUAUGCGCACGAAAAGCCGUACACACUGCGGUACACGCCGGCGCCCGAGAGCGGCCUCCCGCAGACCAACAUUGCGCGCGUCGAGCACCCGAUCGUGUUCCGCGACUGGCGGGGGCGGACGGACCUGCGGUACGACGAGUGCGGGUUUGGGAUGGUGACGCUGGACGACGAGCCCGACGGACGGUUUGGCGAACGGUUGGGCUACGACGACUUCGAGCACAGCGACCGCAUCGAAGGCCGGCAUGCGCCGCGCGUGCUCGAGGCCGUACGGGCGGCUCUCGGCGCCCAGUCGGCCGAGCUGGUCGACUACGUCGUGCGGCGGCGGCAUGCGGCGUGGCCGGUGUCGACGGGCGAGCCGUAUGCGUUCCAGCAGCCGGCAUCGCGCGCCCACAUCGACCAUACGCAUGCCGGGGCGGUGGCCGUGAUCCGGGAAGCACACGGCGCAGAGGCAGAAGCCAUCCUGUCGCGACGGUGGCAGCUAGUAAACGCUUGGCAUCCGCUGCGCGGCCCGUUGGUGGACUGGCCGCUGGCCGUGUGCGAUGCGCGCACAGUGGACUUUGCACGCGACACCAUGGCGGGCGACGUGGUGGACCGGCACCAGGUGUUUGAGAACACGCAGGUGCACUUUGACGCGCGGCAGGCGUGGUACUACUUGCAGCACCAGAUGCCGGACGAGGUCGUCAUUUUCAAGAAUGCCGACAGCCGCGCGCCCCAGGGGGCGUCGCCGGGCGUACCACAUGCAGCGUUCGACAACCCGUUGACGACAGACGACGACGUUCGGCGCGAGAGCAUUGAGAUGCGCAUCCUCGUGCAGUCACUCCAAUCGUCAAAUCAUUACCGGUGGUCUCGUGCCUUCGUGAUUGUCCGCCCACCCGAUACCAUCGCUCUCCUCCGUGUCCGUCAUUGCCGCACAACACGCACCGUCUUGCGCGAGCUUGGCUUGACGUUGGCCGCCGUGCCGUCCACCACGACCGUGUCGCCCUUGGCCACGCCGUAUUCGUUGCCGCUGCUUGUGCUGGCUGCAGUGGCAGUGGCUGCGCCGGGCCAGCUGGCCUUCCACGGCUGCGUCUUUUCGGCGGCCUCGGCGCUCUCGGCGGUAACUCGCGCUGACGGCUUGACAUUCGCGGCAGUGCCAUCGACGACGGCCAAAUCGCCCUUGGCGACGCCGUACUCGACUGGCGGAGUGCUGCUGCCGGAGGCACGCGCCUCGACGGCCGGCCAAGCGGCUUUCCAAGGCUGGAUCUUGUCGGCCAUUGUGUGGCGAGGAGAGGGGGUGAGAGAGAGACAGCAGGUGUGGGUGUGA
Messenger RNA from Sporothrix schenckii 1099-18, 1401 nucleotides. RefSeq lists its product as uncharacterized. Bases 1 to 1401 code for a protein of 466 amino acids. Gene Ontology annotation, molecular function: oxidoreductase activity. Lineage: Eukaryota; Fungi; Ascomycota; Sordariomycetes; Ophiostomatales; Ophiostomataceae. The transcript is spliced from 3 exons. The record is from RefSeq and is a predicted model, not a curated record.